AGGGAAACAACGGUGCUACGUCAUCACUGCGCGCGCUGUUUGCUGUUGUGGGAAGUCUCCUCGAGAUCACAGAGGCGAUUUUAUACGAAAUAAAAGAUGCCUCUUCCUGCAGCGCUGCUCGCCCGCCUGGCAAAGAGAGGGAUUGUCAAACCUUCAGACCAAGAGGGAGAUGAGGAGAUUAUUGCUGAAGAUUACGACGACAACAACGUAGAUUAUGAAUCCACCAGAGUGGAGAAUCUGCCGACAAACUGGUACAAAGUGUUCGACCCUGCCUGUGGUCUUCCUUAUUACUGGAACGCAGAGACCGAUCUGGUGGCCUGGCUGUCUCCAAAUGACCCAAAUACAUUGGUGACAAAAGCCGCCAAGAAAAUAAGAGCCGAAGUGGUGGAGGAGAGAGUGGAGAGGCCGUUCGAGAAGAUAGAGAGAGAACGGGAGAGAGAGAAAGAGAAAGAGCGGGAGAGGGAACGAGAGAGAGACCGAGACAGGGAGGAGGUGAGGGAGAGAGACCGGAGGAAGCCCAGGAGGGAGGAAAUAGCUCCGUACAGCAAGAACAAAAGAGGGAGAAAAGAAGAUGAGAUGGACCCCAUGGAUCCCAGUGCUUACUCUGAUGCCCCGAGGGGCAAUUGGUCGACUGGCCUGCCGAAGCGUAAUGAGGCGAAGACGGGGGCCGACACCACGGCGGCGGGGCCUCUGUUCCAGCAGCGGCCGUACCCGAGUCCAGGGGCCGUGCUACGAGCUAACGCAGCUAACCAAAUCCCCAAAGAGUAACAACGCACAGAUCUACGGUGUACAGUUUGUCUUCCUUUGGCCGUUACAGACGUUUAGUUUUCAUUCUUAAACCUGUGUCUGGAGUUAAAGUGCAUUGACGCUCGUGUUAGAACAUUUGUAAAUAUGUGUUUUAUAUGACCUGUGUGACAGUGCCCCUUCAUUUGCUAAUAAACAUUACUGUGACUUAUUUUGGUUUGGUGAUACAUCUUGUAAUAACAUCUGUACAAAUAAAGUUCUUGACACUGUUUUAUUACAAAAUU
Molecule: messenger RNA, 1028 nt
Organism: Gymnodraco acuticeps
Lineage: Eukaryota; Metazoa; Chordata; Actinopteri; Perciformes; Bathydraconidae
Gene: pqbp1
Product: polyglutamine binding protein 1
Exons: 7
Coding region: 97-768 (223 amino acids)
Biological process (GO): alternative mRNA splicing, via spliceosome
Cellular component (GO): nuclear body; cytoplasm
Molecular function (GO): ribonucleoprotein complex binding; protein binding
Source: RefSeq, a predicted model, not a curated record